AAGUACAGCAUCUCCUUUAACGCAGAGACAGAGCUGAGCAGCGGAGGGCAGAGCAUGUCGACAUUAAGCUGAGGGGACGUCCCAGGGCCUAUGUGAUAUUUGGAUGUGGACGACUCGGCUGGUGAUAUGUAGCGCCUUCAGCGGGUGAUUUUCCAUUGGCGAGGACGAGCCGAUGAGUUGUAAAAGGAAUGGCCAUAUUUAAGAAUGUCUGGAUCACUCUCGCCGUUGAGAUACUUGUAGUUUUGGGAAAGGUGACUUUGGAUGAGCACUCGAGUCGUCUGGCUUUACAGGAAAGCCAUGAAAGUCCCUGGCUGCCUCACACCCGUCAGAGGAGGAACGCUUUGCCAUCUCACGAGGAGUAUGAGGUGGACCUGGAGCUGAACCUGACAGACAUCAGCACACUGGACCAGAUCAGGAGCUUCCUUCACAGCAUCAACGGUUCCCUUUCGCUGAGAUCAGACGUGAAUGUUACACACUUGGAAAUCACCACAGUGUGUUCCCCGAAUGGAAGUGACUUCCAGUGCAGAUGCGAGGACACGUUCUCCUGGUCUCGUGAAGACUGUCUCACGUACGGAGCCUGCAGCGACAUUGUUAGUGACAGCUGUUCAUGUAUCUCCAGUCUCCCAUCCGAUGGACCAUACUGCGAGCCGCGACAGACACCUGCAGUGGUUUAUGAAUACCAGAUUUUGUUGGAGGUCAACACGACUUCCCUCAGUGAGCUGAGAAACAGCAUAAAUCUCAUUUUCCCCCUUCAAAUCAACUCUAGUGUCAACGUCUCAGCUGCCGUGGUCACUACAGUCUGCUCUCCGAGCAGCGACGGCUUCCAGUGCAGGUGCGAGGAGGAGUACCGCUGGUCAUGUGACCAGUGCGAGACGUACCAGUCGUGUGACAACGUCACCGACAGCACGUGUGGAUGCAUCAGCGGGAUCCCGGCCGGUGGGCCGUUCUGCCUGUCCGAGGCCGAACACGACUUUACAGAGUGUCAUACAACAACACCAACAACAGCAACACCAACAUCAACGUCAACACCAACAACACAAACAGCAACACCAACAUCAACCAACACCAACAUCAACGUCAACACCAACAACACAAACAGCAACACCAACAUCAACGUCAACACCAACAACAGCAACACCAACAUCAACCCAACAACAGCAACAACGGCAACGCCAACAUCAACAACAACAGAAACAACAAAUCCACCAGACUUCCAGGAGUAUCUGGUGUUUUUCGAGUUGAAGCUCACUGACGGUCGGCUCGUACAGAGAGUGAGGGAUCGCCUUCGAGAAAGCUCACCCUUCAUCUCUCACUCCUUCCAGAUCUCAUCCAUCAACACUUCUACAGUUUGCUCGCCGAGCGGUGGCGAUUUCCAGUGCGUGUGCGAGGAUCGGUAUCGGUGGUCCUGCGAGCAGUGUGAAAGGUACGAGUCCUGCGACAACGACACUGUCUACGGCGACACGUGUGGAUGUGUCAGCAGGAUUCCCCCCGAUGGAGCCUUCUGCCGGUCUGUGGAGGAGCACAACUUUACUGAAUGCAGCAUAACAACAGCUGCACCAACAACAGACUCAACAUCUGCUGCCCCAACAAAUAUGUCCACGACAGGCACAAGCCCUGAAACAAAUGCGACAACAGUUUCCACGACUGGUGAGAGUACGACAACAGUUCCUGAAACGACAAAUGCGACAACAGUUUCCACAACUCGUGAGAGCACGACAGUCACUGCAGCACCGACAACAAAUUCAACAACAGUUUCCACAACUGGUGUAAAUUCAACCACAGCUCCUCCACCACGGACAAAUGCGACAACAAUUUCCACAACUGGUGAGAGCACGACAGUUACUGCAGCACCGACAACAAAUUCAACAACAUUUUCCACAACUGGUGUAAAUUCAACCACAGCACCUCCACCAACGACAAAUGCGACAACAGUUUCCACAACUGGUGAGAGCACGACAGUCACUGCAGCACCGACAACAAAGUCAACAACAGUUUCCACUGCUGGUGUGAAUUCAACCACAGCUCCUCCUCCUCCAUUGACAAAUGCGACAACAGUUUCCACAACUGGUGAGAGCACGACAGUUACACCAGCACCGACAACAAUCACUCCCAGCACCAGGCCUACCACCCUCACAACCCCUAAAGUUCCAGUCACUCCCAGCACCAAGGUUACCACCACCACAACCCCUGAAGCUCCAGUCACUCCCAGCACCAGUCCUACCACCCCCACAACCCCUGAGCCUCCAGUUACGACACUGACGAUGUCGGUCAGAUUAGACCUGAAUUACACAGACGAUUUGGCAAACACUGAGAGCGAUCGUUACAUACAGCUGUCAACUGACUUAAAUGGCGUGUUCAGAGAAGAGUAUCAGAGCAUCACUGGCUUCCGUGGAGUGUUUGUAACAGGAUUCGGACCUGGAAGUGUGAUUGUAGACUUCAGCAUUCAAACAACUGCAUUCCUUGCGGAUGAAAUCAGGAAUAUUAAUGAAAACCUGGGAAGGGCCCUGGCGAGAAUUGCUCCUGUCAUUGGCUCAGUUGUUGCACAGUACAACAGUGGCAAUCCAAUUAACAAACCAGCAACCACUUUCACCAGUCAAGACAUGACGCUGACAUGUGGCCCUCCAGAAGUCGAUGUGGGAAGGAUCUCAGACUCACAGUGGAAACUUGAUGGUUCUGAAAUCAUGGACGGCAGACGGCAAAUAGUUCUUGAUAACAAUAUAUCCACGCUGACAGUGACGAACGUCAUUCGGGCUGAUGAUGGAGACUAUGAAUGCACUCUGAGAGGAGAAACGUUCAAUUACUUCCAGAGGGGAUUAGUGCCAUCCAGUGCCAUUAGAUCAGCCCCGAUUGUGCGUCUGAGAGAUAUGAUUAACAUUGAAUGUGAGGUGGGGCAGCGACAAUCCCUGGAGUGCUGCGUGCAGCCCCCCUUUGAAGUCAUCUGGCGAGGCAAUGAUGGUGUACUGGAAUCGGAACCAGCGGCCGAAGCAGGCUGCAUCAGAAGUGAUUACACAGUAGAAAGCUGCGCCCAGCCAGAGGUGACAGAGACUUUUACCUGUCAGGUUGUGGGCAGAGAGGAGGAAUUCAGCAGUACAACAACACUGACCAUUUUUAAUACAGGUGGUGUGUGUAACGAUGGCGUCUAUGGACAAGGACGACUGGGCGACCGAGCAAGUGCGAGGUGUGCUCCAAACCAGAAGGGGACCAGGACUGCUGUGUGUCGGGAGACAGGCUGGGAGGUCGAGGAGGACACCUGCAUUCUGACACAAAUCAAUGAGUUACUGAUUAAUUCAGAGGAUUUGACUGAGGAGGAAGUGCCAGAGUUUACAGAGCAAUUAAGCGAGGCCGUCCAAAACGCCACCGACGAGAUCAGCCAAUCACCUGCGACCAUCGAUGCAGUUGUUCAGAUUCUGAACACUAUUGCUAAUACUGCUGUUGUUGUCAGUGAGGACGUCACUGAGAAUGUGCUGGAGAUUGUCGAUGGGAUCAUUGGGGACAAUGCAAGGGAUUCCUGGGGUUUUCUGAACACAAAUGAAACCCGAAACACCAGUUCAGGUUUGCUGGGCUCGUUGGAGACACUCACUGACAGAGUCGAUGGAUUUUUUGCAAUCGAGACUCCACUGAUCCUGUUCAACAGAACGGCCUUCAACGACUCUUUCAUGGCCAAUUUGAACUCCAGCGUGUCCGUCAACAUCCCGGCGAGUGACAAUUCCAACGUCAACAUCACCACCAUCACAUUCCCAACGCUGAACAACGUCAUGCCAGCUAGAAACUCUUCCUUUGAGUUCAGCUCCUUCAGCUCCUUCAGCUCCUCCAACGACACUAACGAGACCGCCAUCGCAAUCAACGCCGCUGUGGUGCUGAUCAAAAUCAGUAAUACCGUCCCAAACGUCACCCUGAGCUACCAGAAGCUCAACACGUCUCUGGAAGAGGACCCACAGUGCGUCUUCUGGAAUUUCACGCUCUUCAAUUCCCUGGGUGCUUGGGAUGAUCAGGGAUGCGAGUUGGUUUCCCAAAUCAACGACACUGUAACCUGCACCUGCAACCACCUCACGUCCUUCUCGAUUCUGAUGUCCACUAACAUCCCAGAGGAAAUCAGAGUCCUUCUGGAUGUCAUCACCUACGUCGGCGUUGGGAUUUCAAUGGGGAGCUUAGUGAUAUGCCUCAUCAUUGAAGGUUACGUUUGGAAAGAAAUUACCAGGAACAGCACUGCCUUCAUGCGUCACGUUUCCAUCAUCAACACUGCUCUGUCUCUGCUGAUCGCCAACAUCUGCUUCAUCAUUGCCGCUGCCAUCGCGGACAACGAAAGUGAAAAUCCCGGUGAAGACCACACAGUCCCAGUGGGACCAUGCAGCACGGCCACAUUUUUCAUGCACUUUUUCUACCUGGCCGUCUUCUUUUGGAUGCUGGUUUCGGGCCUUCUGCUCCUUUACCGGACGGUCAUGAUCUUCUCCCAGAUGUCCAAGUCCACCAUGUUGGCCAUCGGCUUCACUUUAGGCUAUGUCUGCCCUCUGCUCACCGCGGUCAUCACCAUUGCCGUCACCGCACCGGGACGUGGCUACAUAAGGAAAGAUUUAGCUUGCUGGCUCAACUGGAGAGAGACAGGGGCCCUGCUGGCCAUGGUCAUACCGGCUUUGGUCAUUGUUCUCAUCAACUUUAUCAUUGUGAUCAUUGUCUUGUUUAAAAUGCUCAGACGAGGUGUGGGCAGCACCGCUCAGCCAGGUGACAAGAACUCUCUGGUGGUCAUCAUACGAUGUCUGGUCAUUCUGACCCCCCUGUUUGGACUGACCUGGGGGCUGGGAGUGGGAACCAUGAUAUCGCCAAGUAACAGAGGCAUCCACAUCGCCUUCGCAUUCUUCAAUUCAUUCCAGGGUUUCUUCAUUCUGGUGUUUGGGACUCUACUUGAUUCAAAGAUCCGUGCUCUCCUCUCAAAACAAAGACCUGCUGUGAGCAGCGGCUCUCAUCCAACACAAAGCACCAGCAGAGGCAUUUCUUCCUUGACUGGAAGUAACUUCUUGAACCGUUUCCGGAGAAAUAGAAAUAUCUACAGAGUGUCAGAGGCCACGAACUCAAACGUGAACAGCAGUAGUGCAUCCGAGACAUUCAUUCAUAGCUGAGUCAAGUCGGCCAAUGCAGCGCCACAGUUUGAAAGUGCAAUAUUUUUCAUCAAAUGUUUCAUGUUGUAGAAUUUUAAAUGAAUCUGCAGAAUGUUUUCUUUCAUAGUUGUUUUUCCCUCGAGCUGAAGCUCUGAUGUGAUUCAUUUGUGACUCAUUAAUUCUUUCCUGAAUCAGUGUUAGCAUUGUUUUCUCACUUCGGGAAAAGCAAACCUGACAAUAACAACCUGAACAACUGACAGUUUGCCCUGUUGUGAAAUUUUUCCAUGAUUUUUUUUUUUUUCAAGAUGAAGUCUGUAAUAAAAUUGUACAUAUUCAA
Messenger RNA from Salarias fasciatus (jewelled blenny), 5430 nucleotides. RefSeq names its product adhesion G protein-coupled receptor F5-like. Gene Ontology annotation, biological process: cell surface receptor signaling pathway; adenylate cyclase-activating G protein-coupled receptor signaling pathway. Gene Ontology annotation, molecular function: G protein-coupled receptor activity. Gene Ontology annotation, cellular component: membrane. Bases 189 to 5114 code for a protein of 1641 amino acids. The transcript has 39 exons. The record is from RefSeq and is a predicted model, not a curated record. Lineage: Eukaryota; Metazoa; Chordata; Actinopteri; Blenniiformes; Blenniidae.